Molecule: messenger RNA, 1635 nt
Organism: Neurospora crassa OR74A
Lineage: Eukaryota; Fungi; Ascomycota; Sordariomycetes; Sordariales; Sordariaceae
Exons: 2
Coding region: 380-1243 (287 amino acids)
Source: RefSeq, a predicted model, not a curated record
GCACCACAGGCCGCGCAUACCUCACCCACCUCAGCUCCAACCGCGCCGCAGGAGAUCACCUCACCCAUACGGGAUGAGGCGCAUACCUAGGUCUACAUACCUCUAGAGGUCCCGUCUAAGUCUAGGGCUCAACUUGGAGAGAGACGCGCAAUCAUGCGCCGCUAGGGUACUAUAGUCAUCUGCGCAGCCUCUCACGUUUACGAAUCACUUGUUUUGUUGUUCUUCACACUCCAUCGGGCUGGCCUGGUGUGAUUUAACCAUCUCUCAAACUCUUCUUUUCCUUUUUAUGACUUUGCGACUUCAAGUCGACUAACUGACUGAACAAUCUCGGCACUCGCUCACUCCACCAGCUACCUAGUCUUCACUUCUCAGGUCGAACAUGGCACCAACAAGUGGAAGCCCAUCCUACCACGCCCUGGUUCCUUCCCUAGAUGUAUCCAAACGCGCCGCCCUCCUCGUCUCUACCACCACCACUCUCCUAACAACAACAACAACCCGCCGGGACCUCUCCCUCCAAUCCGACACCCAAAAAAUCACCCUCGGCAUCAUCUUCGCCUACAUGCUCGCCAUCUUUAUCCUGUGGAACGUGCCCUACAUCCGCUCCAUCCUCUGGCCCUUCAAGAUGCUCGUCAUCGCCUUCCACGAGUUCGGCCACGCCAUCACCUGCGUGCUCACGGGCGGCCGCGUCCUCUCCAUCAGCCUGGACCCGCGCGAGGGCGGGGUGACGCACAUGCAAGGUGGCCGGAGCGGACUAACCUUGCCGGCGGGGUACUUGGGGAGUUCACUGAUCGGGGCGCUGUUGACGUUUUGCGGAUUCGAUAUUGUCGCAAGCAAAGUGGCUAGUUUUGUGGUGGGCGGGUGUUUCUUGCUGACGUUGUGGUGGGGGAGGAGGGAUUGGUUGACGAUCGGCACGAUCCUGGCAGCCGUUGGGCUGUUGGUCGGGUGUUGGUUUAUUGCGCACGCGGAGGCGUUGAGGUAUGUGGUGCUGUUUAUUGGGGUCAUGAGUUCGUUGUAUAGUGUUUGGGAUAUUUGCGAUGAUUUGAUCUUGCGCAAAGUCAACAGCUCGGAUGCCAGUGUCUUUGCAAAAAGAUAUGGAGGUUCUUCGCAGUGCUGGGGAGUCAUCUGGUCUAUCAUCUCGUUGGGCUUCAUGGCCUGUGGCAUCAUUGCCGGUAUUGCUGCAUUUCCGCAAACGAGAGCGCAGCAGCAGGAAGAUUCGCAGCAUUUCAUUCCAACCAAGUUCUGAGGAUGGAUUCUGAGGAUUCGACAUGUUCGAGGAAGGAAGCAUGUGUUGGUAGCACAAUUGGCGUUGGAUCAUUGAAAGUCAUCAUAUUGUGGAGACAUGGACCAAGAAAGAGCCUGGAUAGGCAAGGCACGGUUGAAGACGUGAAGUUGGUGAUACCCGUUGGCUUUUGUUUAGGAUCGUUUGGACGGAGGGCUAAACAACACAGCAAACAUUGUUCGUUUCGUGCAUAGAAACGGGCGAUGUUGAUAUACUACUACGUCUUUAUGGUCUUGACCCUCGUUUUACCAGACACGAAUCAUUCUCUUUAAACGUGAUAUUGAGCGCAAUCCCUAUUUGAAACCCAUUGAUACAUCUACAUAUACCUUAUGUAAGAUCCAAAUUAAUCUCCACGA